AUGCAGAGGACGCAGAGGACCCGCGAGGAGGUGGACGCCACGCUGCAAAUCGCCAAGCUUGUGAUUCGUGGGGAUAAAGACGACCAGGCUGUGCUGUGCAGUAAAGAUCAAACCUACGACUUGAAAAUAGCAGACACUUCAAAUAUGUUGCUUUUUAUUCCUGGUUGUAAAACCCCAGAGCAGCUGAAGACAGAGGCGGCCCCCUGUAACCUUAUUCACUCUGAGAUCUUUGGUUUUUCUAACAAUUACUGGGAAUUAAGAAGAUGCAGACCUAAAUUAAAGAAGCUGAAGAAACUUUUAAUGGGAAACACCUACGAAGGGCCUGACAGUCAAAAAGAAAAGGAUUCAAAUAGCUCCAAUUAUACGAUCGGAGAUUUACUUGAUCAAAUUCAGGCAAGUGAGGAAGAAAUAAUGACACAAUUACAAGUUCUAAAUGCCUGCGAAAUUGGAGGUUAUUGGAGGAUUCUAGAAUUUGAUUAUGAGAUGAAGCUUCUGAACCAUAUAAAUCAGCUUGUGGAUUCUGAAUCUUGGUCUAUCGACAAAGUUCCUCUGACGACCUGCCUUCAGGAGCUUGGCCCUCUGGAACCGGAGGAGAUGAUAGAACACUGCCUGAAGUGUUACGGGAGGAGAUACGUAGAGGAAGGUGAAGUUUAUUUUGAGUUGAGUGCUGAUAAGAUAUGCAGAGCCACAGCACAGAUGCUGCUGCAGAACGCAGUGAAAUUCAACUUUGCCGAGUUUCAAGAAGUGUGGCAACAGAGUGUUCCCGAGGGGAUGGUAACCAGCCUUGACCAGCUGAAGGGGUUAGCACUGGUGGAUCGACACACGAGACCAGAAAUCAUAUUUUUAUUGAAAGUUGACGAUUUGCCCGAGGAUAAUCAGGCACGCUUUAAUAGUCUGUUCUCUCUAAGGGAGAAAUGGACAGAAGAGGAUAUUGCUCCAUAUAUUCAAGAUUUGUGUGGACAGAAGCAAACCAUCGGAGCUUUACUCACUAAAUAUGCCCGCUCCUCAGUGCAGAAUGGUGUUAAAGUCUAUAAUUCAAGAAGACCUGUUUCAUAAAAGAACCAUUCUUUUUCGACUAAAGUUGCACGAUAAGGUUACUGGCUAUGAGAUAAAAAUCCUCUGCAUAUUUAUAUCCCAUAUUCCGAACUGUUUUCUUUAAUUCUUAAGAAAAAGGGGAAUCCUUGGAAGCAUCUGUUUUCUGCAUCAUUUUGAAGCUAUACUCUUCAUAUUUAUUUUUCAAUACAGGAGGGGAUUUCUGUAUUUUUCCAGUUACUUUCCUAUUUUGUAGACAAUGUAAACACUGAACAAUAAAGUAUCAUUUGUUAUAUUUA
Molecule: messenger RNA, 1331 nt
Organism: Echinops telfairi (small Madagascar hedgehog)
Lineage: Eukaryota; Metazoa; Chordata; Mammalia; Afrosoricida; Tenrecidae
Gene: DSCC1
Product: DNA replication and sister chromatid cohesion 1
Exons: 9
Coding region: 1-1056 (351 amino acids)
Biological process (GO): mitotic sister chromatid cohesion; maintenance of mitotic sister chromatid cohesion
Cellular component (GO): nucleus; Ctf18 RFC-like complex; chromosome, centromeric region
Source: RefSeq, a predicted model, not a curated record